Pleurotus ostreatus (oyster mushroom) is the source of this 2982-nucleotide messenger RNA. RefSeq lists its product as uncharacterized. Lineage: Eukaryota; Fungi; Basidiomycota; Agaricomycetes; Agaricales; Pleurotaceae. The record is from RefSeq and is a predicted model, not a curated record. The transcript is spliced from 7 exons. Bases 1 to 2982 code for a protein of 993 amino acids.
AUGGCUGAGGCAGAGCCCCAGAAUCACAACCAUGCCUCGUUGACUCCAUCUCCUGCACAAAGUCGGUCACCGUCGCCUCAUGGUGAGGACGAGGCUGCACAGUCAGAAAAUGGAGAUAUCGUAACCCUUACCGACCACGUAGCCGACGCACCCCCAGCAGCAGAGCCAGAACACGAAGCACCAGCACCAGUCGACGCCUCCCCGAAAUCUGCAGUAAAAACAGCCUCAAAGCCUAGUACACCAGCCAAGAAGCCCGUUUUAGCCUCCAAACCGACGACAGGAAAGAACGCAAGUGCACCGCCAACACCAACCGUGAAGAAGGUGAGGCAACGGAUGCCCGUGCUGCUUGACUACGUGAUUAAUUCGGGCACUUUUGGAGCGGGUGCUACAAAGCCCGUGGCAUCUAAACCUACCUCAUCUACCACGAAACCACCAUCUGCUGCUGCUACAGCUCUCAAGAAAUCCGUCAGUGUAUCUUCUGGAAUGGCUAGCAAACCAACAGCGACGAAACCAGUGGCUGCGCCCGCACGACGGGCGUCCAUUGCACCGACGAAACCCUCGACAACUGGUGCGCCCACUACACGGGCACCGCUGUCUUCCUCGACUUCUGCUCGACCAUCGGCAAUAAGUGGUUCAAGCGCGACACGUUCUUCAGUCAUUUCUCCGACAGGUUCAACGGCCUCUGCUAGCUCAGCUGCUCGACCUCGGGCAGCAGUCACCGAAGGUGCGAGGAGGACAGCCCCCAUAUCAAGGCAAAGCUUGGGCCCCGGAUCACGACCAUCCUUAUCCUCGUCGACAACCAAGCCUGCUCCGGGACCUGCCUCUAGGCCAACAAGGACUACAACUUCAAUUUCUUCGAUUAGAGAAGUUGAACCCGAUAACGGAGCCUUAGAAGCACUCCGAACCCAGCUGAAAGAGGCUGAAGCAUCAUUGGCGUCGAGAACGGAAGCCGUCACCGAACUUGAAAGGAAGAUAUCUAAACUGCAGACACAACUAGAGGAGACUCAGGCAGAAGCAGAGGCGAAACGAGUAGCUGCUGAGGAACUAGACCAAGCGAAAGCUACUGCAGAAGCGAGGUUGGCUGAGGAAGCCAAGGCUCUUGAGGCACUUAAGGCAUCUCAAGAGAACGUCGGCAGCACCUUGACUUCAGUUCGUGAUGAGCUUGAAGCAGCGAGGGCAUCCAGCGCUACGCAAUCUGAACUUGUCCAGAGCCUUCAAGCCCAAUUACAGACACUAGAGGCGGAGCUCAAGAGCGCGAAGGAGAGCUUUGACGCUCUCAAGGCUAUUCAUGAUUCCUCAUCAUCCGAUGCUGCAACUGCGGCCGCCGUUGAACACGAAGCACUCCUGAAAGCUCAAGCGACGCUCACUGCAAUCGAAGAGGAGCGUGUGGCCCUUAGUGCCGCUCAUGCCAAAGCUCUUGCGGACGCAGAUGCGAAAAUCAGCGACUUGGAAGCCAAGGCCGCGCGCGUAGAGGAUCUAGAGAAGGAGCUGGCCGAACUGAAAGCGGAGAAGGAGGAGACCGCGACUAAAAUCUCUGAACUCGAGAUUGAGAUCCUGGAGCUCAAAGAAAGCGUUGAAACCGGAGAGGAUGCUCACGCUCAGUUUGGGGUCCGUAUCAAGGCGCUUCAGGAGGAGGCCUCUAAGGCUGCUGCCGAGAGCGAGAAGGCGCUGGAUGAUGCCCUGGCCAAUGCGCAACAACAAGCUCGUGCUAGCGAAGAUGCGCAGAAGGCCCACGACGACGCGCUCAAGGCCAUGGCUGAUGUACAAACACAGCUGACGGAAAAGAUUGUCGCUUUGCAGGCUGAGCUUGCUUCUGCUCAAGCUGCCCUUGAACAAGCCAAAGCGGACGCUUUGUCGGUUCAAGAGGGUCAUGCCAGCAUGUUGAGUCAGCUAGAGGAGAGCCACUCCGCGAAGCAGACUGAACUCACAAAUGAGAUCCAGCGUAUCACUGCUGACUUAGAGAGUCAAGAGGCGAAGUACAACGCCAAAGUCGAUGCCGUAAAGGCAGAGCACGACAAAUUGCUACAGGAAGCAUUCGAACGUGCCAAGUCCGAAGCUGGCGAAGCCCACGGCCAAGACUUGCAGGCUCUCCGCGCGGAAUCUCAGGUCACGCUCGAGCAACUUCGCGCUCAAAACCAGAGAACUAUGGACGAUCUUAAGGCCGAGCAUGCUAGCUCACUUCAGGAGCAGGUCUCAUCGCUGGAGAAGAAGAUCAGUAACCAAGCAUUGGAGCUCAAAGCUACGCAAGACGAUCUGGCCAAGGCUAAAGCGGCGUUGGAGGCUUCCCGCAUCGAAGUCGCGAAGCUGACUUCUCAGCGUGACGAGGCUACUUCCGCGAUUGCUGCUGCUUCGGCAGAUUCUCCGAUACAGGCCGAAGAAAUAGCGCGUCUGACGAAGGAGCUCUCGCACACCAAGGAUGAUCUCGCUGCUAUGACGGAGAUGCUUAGCCUGACCAAGGCUUCCCUCACUGAAGUGUCCAACAACCAAACGAAGGAGCUGGAGGCUGCGGCUCAGGCCCGCGCCGACGAGGUUACGAAAAUACGUGCCGUUCACGCGGAGGAAGUGGCACAGCUUGUCACCCAAAAGUCUGAGUUAUCCAUGAGACUAUCAGACCUUGAGGGCGAGAUGGCCACGCUGAAGGCUACCGCCGCAGCCGAACAGCCUGCGCCGAAGGUGAAUGGGAACGGCGCUCCACAUGCCCCACCCUCGAAUGUUUCGAAGGAGGACUUGCAACGUCUACACGAGGCGCAUAAUCUCAAAAUACAUGACCUGCAGGCCUCCUACGAUAAGGCACUCGAGGGUCUGAAGUUCGAGCUCGAGGCUACACGGGCUCAGGCUGAUGAACUCAAGGCUGAGCUCGAACACAAGGGGAUGGAAAUGCGCUUUUACGAAAACAACCAGGAGGAGAACGAAGAUCUCAUUACUCGAUUACAGGCAGAACUGGACGAACUCAAACUCAAGACGAAGUCGGAAUCAACUUAA